UUCUACCUUUGUGAAGCCUGACUUAAACCCUGGUUAAGUAUAAUCUUUCUGUUAAGAAGUCUUAUUUCCAAAAUUAACACAUUUUCUUAACGUUGCGAGAAAAAGUCUACCUCUCGGGCUUCCUGUGGUUGWUCUUUUGGUUAAAGGUCGGUAUGUACUCGUAAACUGGUCGGAUGGAUGAAAUCAUCACUCGUUCUUCACGAGCUCCUCACGUACAUACUUUCAAUGUCUUCGAAAACUUCUAUUCAUCGUAAAUAGGCUUCAAAUAUGUCCCAGAGCGUUCAAAGCAGUGAUGAAGAACUCAGAAUACCAAGUACUGUACUUUCUUCAGAACGCGAAGUCUUGAUUCAACGAGAUUYACCCAAACAUGGCGCCCCUGCCAAAGCCACCCACACCAUCUACGUUUAUCUACUCACCAUGUUCGCUGCGUUGGGUGGRUUUCUAUUUGGAUAUGACACAGGGGUAGUAUCAGGGGCGAUGUUGCCUCUAGCUAAAGAAUUCUCGCUAUCAGACUURUGGAAAGAGUUCGUGGUCAGUAUCACUAUUGCAGCAGCCAUUAUAGGAACCUUGGUAGGAGGAUUUCUCAACGAUAAGUUUGGACGUAAACCUGUUUUAUUGAUUUGUUCUGCUGUGUUUACUGCUGGUGCUUUAGUCAUGGGAGUAUCGAGAUCUAAAGAAGUACUUCUCCUAGGAAGAGGCAUCGUUGGUCUUGGGAUUGGAGGUGCAUCCAUGACAGUACCACUAUAUAUUGCCGAGUCCACACCAACGUCUAUCAGGGGUCAACUUAUCAYGAUGAAUAAUAUAUUUAUCACUGGUGGGCAGUUUAUCGCAUGUGUUAUUGAUGGACUUUUUAGUAAACAUCCAGAAGGGUGGAGGUACAUGUUAGGUCUGGCAGGARUACCAUCCAUUAUCAUGUUUUUUGGUUGUUUAGCUCUACCUGAAAGUCCACGCUGGCUGGUCAAAAAGAAAAAGAUGGACCAGGCUAGGCAAGUUGUAGAGAAGCUCUUUGGAAMACAUAAUGUUGAAGAAGAAAUACAAUCUGUUCUUAUGAUAUGCCAAGAAGAAGAGGAAAAUGAAAAAGCACAAGGAGAGGGUGUUUGCAUGCGUAUGUUGAUGGAUCCCAACACGAGAMGAGCUUUACUUGUUGGCUGUAUGCUUCAAGCUGUACAACAACUAAGUGGAAUUAACACAGUGAUGUAUUACAGUGCAACAAUAAUCUUUAUGUCUGGUAUUGGGACAGAGGACAUGGCCAUCUGGCUUGCAGCUGCCAUUGGAUUCGGAAACUUCAUUUUCACYGUUGUUGGAUUGCUUCUCGUUGAAAAAGUAGGACGCCGCAAGCUUCUUCUCGGCAGCCUUGCUGGUGUUAUAUUGAGUUUAUUUGUUAUUGGAGGUGCAUUUUAUCUUGCGGAGAUAAAUGAUACUCAAGUGACAUUYACUGAGGCAGGGCCAGCACAAUUUUCACAUUGUGUGAGUGUAAAGGAUUGCCUGGACUGUAUAGCAAAAGAGGACUGUGGAUUCUGUUACCAGGAGGACACAAGGGGUAACUUUAUGAAUGGCUCUUGUGUUUUUACAAAUGUAUCAGAUCAUAGCCCAUUAAAUGGAAGAUGCAGCAGCGAUAAAUCAAGUGCUAUCUGGACAUUUGGUUCAUGCCCUUCAAAAUAUGCUUGGCUAGCAGUGCUUGGUCUCAUUCUCUACAUCGCUACAUUUGCUCCAGGAAUUGGCCCAAUGCCGUGGACACUUAACUCAGAAAUUUUUCCUCUGUGGGCCAGAAGCAAGGGAAAUUCAUGUACAACAGCUGUGAAUUGGACUUGUAAUCUCAUUAUUGCAAUAUCUUUUCUCCAUCUCAUGAAAUUGAUAACUCGGCCAGGAGCAUUCUGGCUUUAUGGUUCUAUUGCUUUCGCUGGUUGGAUAUUCUUUUAUAUUUUUGUUCCAGAGACAAAGGGAAAAUCACUGGAAGAAUUAGAAACUAUAAUGAUUUCAUCUUCAAGAAAAUAAUUGCAGAAUAUACCAAAAGUAACACUUUUACUUUUGCCUCAAUAUAUAUUUUGAAAAAUUCCUUAUCAGCACAUUUUUAUAACAAAAUAAUUGUACUUUAUUAUUAAGGUAUGUUUUACAAGGAUUUUCACUGCAAACAAAAAAUAUUAUUGAUUGCUUUUAAUUGCUGUUAAAUUWCGUUUUUCUUUUAUAUACUGAGCUGCACCACUGCUGUAUAUAAGUAAGUGGAAGUGACUGGUGAUAGUCAGACUAAAGUUGUGAAUAAUGUACAGCAGAAAAUUGCUUGUAAAACAUCAAGCACAUCAUYUUACUUACUGAAAAAUACUGAAAUUUUGUAACAAAUGACAAUCACAUUCAUUCCACAGUUCAUUAUUUCUUUAAAAAACUUUAUAAACAUAUAUUCCAAAAACCAAGGGGUUUUGAAAAACUAUUUAAAAACAAUAAUAUGGGAACUGUAUAGUUACAACUAUGACAAAUACUUGAAAUUUUGGUUUACAAAUGGCCAAAAUGGGAGAUUUCUGACUCUUWCUUGGUGUUGCAAGGCACUUGAGCCAUGAAGACAAUAAAACAAUAGCUGAGAACGAUGAGAUUGGAGCAAAACAAUAUCCUGCAAUGUGUAGUUCCAGAAAUCAUCCAUACCCACCCCACAGAGGAAUUUGGAAUUUCCUAAGAGUAGGGGGGUCAGAGAAAGAACAAAAAUUACAKAGUUUGUAUGGAAGAAAAUUGGAAUUUUUGGGGGGUAGGGGGUGUCUUUAAAAAAUUCCUCCGUGAGGGGGGUAGGGAUAACUUUUGGAACUACACAAUACACAAAACAAAGGAACAGCAAACAGAAUACAAACCAUCUUGUAAUACCAAGAAAGACCCAAGGUAUACCAGGUUGGGAGUAAAAGGAAUAAUUAAAAUAAUGAUAUUUAGAUAAAAGCAAGGAUUGGAAAAUGGAAUUAAAUAUUUCUGUGGUGGAAUUAUUAAAAACAAUUUUUGUUUA
Actinia tenebrosa (Australian red waratah sea anemone) is the source of this 2980-nucleotide messenger RNA. Its product is annotated as proton myo-inositol cotransporter. Gene Ontology annotation, molecular function: myo-inositol:proton symporter activity. The record is from RefSeq and is a predicted model, not a curated record. Gene Ontology annotation, biological process: myo-inositol transport; transmembrane transport. NCBI's taxonomy places the organism in Eukaryota, Metazoa, Cnidaria, Anthozoa, Actiniaria, Actiniidae. Gene Ontology annotation, cellular component: apical plasma membrane.